AGACGGAGGCGACAUGCUCCUUGGAAACGUCCAUUGACUUCAAUGGACUUUAUGGCCGUUUAUCGCAGAACGCAGAACUCAUCACGACUGCUGUGAAAACUUCUACUACCACAAUUUUAUUUGCUGUUAUGUAUAUCUGCAGAUUUUCUCUACUAAACAUGUAACGUUUGAUGUGUGGUGGAAUGUGUAAACGGUUUAGACGGUUUAGACUGUGUAGACGUGUAGAGUAUAAAAGAAGGCAUUAGUAAAGGAAAAUGUAGUUCCGUGAGAAAACGCGUGCGGCUUAAUUUCCGUAAAUUGUACUAGUGAACAGAAGCAACAAUGUUAAAACGAAUGGAUUUUUCUUAUAUCGGACAGCCAUGCACUUCGCUUCGUAAAUUGAAUAUAUUAAUGCUAUGAACAUGGCUGGAAGGUCUGAUAAGGGGAGCAAACAUGUUGAUGAACAUAGUGUGGAGACUCUGGCAGAAGUUUUCCGCUGCUUCAUCUGUAUGGAGAAGCUGCGGGAUGCUCAUCUCUGCCCCCAUUGCUCCAAGUUGUGUUGUUAUGUUUGCAUUCGCCGAUGGCUAACAGAACAACGUUCACAAUGCCCUCAUUGCCGAGCAUCGCUGCAUCUUCAUGAAUUGGUUAACUGUCGUUGGGUUGAAGAGGUGACACAGCAGUUGGAUACCUUGCAGGCAGUUGGGUUUACAAGUACUCGUGGUGAUGACUGUGAUAGAGACAGAUGUGAAAGCCAUAAAGAAAAACUGUCAGUGUACUGCUGGACUUGUCGGCGGUGCAUUUGUCAUCAGUGUGCUCUCUGGGGUGGUACACAUUCAGGACAUACCUUCAAACCUCUGGAAGAAGUUUAUGAACAACAUAUCACCCAGAUCAAAGAUGAAGUGACUCAGUUGCGACGUCGGCUGAUGGAAUUAAUGAGUUUAGUACAGAAAGUGGAACGUAAUGUGGAAUCUGUUCGUGCUGCCAAAGAUGAACGUGUUCGUGAAAUACGUAAUGCUGUGGAGCUAAUGAUUGCUCGCCUGGACUCUCAACUUAAAGCCAAACUGCUUACAUUAAUGGGCCAGAAAAAUUCAUUAACACAGGAAACAGAAUACUUAGAAGCUUUGCUCCAAGAUAUUGAACAUCAGUUUCAUACUUGCACACGCUCUGAACUGAUUAUGAAGAGUGGUGAUCUUUCACGCAUGAUCCAUCAAGUGCGCAAGAAACCCAUGGCAAGCUUUGUGACUGCACCUGUGCCUGCGGUUUUCCAGAGUGAGAUUGUACCUGGAUAUGACAGUAGCACUUUCAUAAUGCAACAAUUUACACAGUUGCAGCAUAAGGCUGAUCCUGUGUAUUCACCACCGUUACAUGUGAAUGGGUUGUGUUGGAGACUUAAAGUGUACCCUGAUGGUAAUGGAGUUGUUCGAGGAAAUUAUUUAUCUGUUUUCUUGGAGCUUAGUGCUGGCCUUCCUGAAACAUCCAAGUAUGAAUAUCGUGUAGAAAUGAUUCAUCAAGGCUCUCGAGAUGCUAGUAAAAACAUUGUCAGAGAAUUUGCUUCUGAUUUUGAGAUUGGAGAGUGUUGGGGUUAUAAUCGAUUUUUUCGUUUGGAUUUACUGGCUAGUGAAGGCUACCUGAACACUGAAAUGGACACACUCAUAUUAAGGUUCCAAGUGCGCCCUCCAACAUUUUUCCAGCGUUGUCGAGAUCAGCAUUGGUAUAUUAGUCAGCUGUUAACAGUUCAGAACCAGUACAUUACACAAAUUAAUGAAUUAAAAGAGAGAAUUGCUAUUGAAAUUUCUCGCAAUAAUGUGUCUGCGACUCGUGCUAAUGGCAGUAAUGAUCCUGACAAUGGUACUAUAUCAGGAGCUCCUGCAAAUGUCAUUUCACCUGUAAUUGGUGACUGUGUACUAAGUAAUCAUCUUCUGGAGUCUUCUGUAGUAUCUGGUUCUUUGCCACAGAGGGCACCAGAUUCUGCAAGUGCACCUGUUGCACCUCGCGUAGCAGCUAAUUCAUUGAACCACUUAAUAAACAUGCCAGUGCAGCCAAAUGAUUCUUCAUUGGUACUUUCCACACCAGGCUCUUCACAUUCUCAGAGUGGAAAGAAUAUCAGUCCUAAUGUAGGAGCUCCAAGAAGACAGCAGCGCCAUGGCAAUGGUAGCAAUUCUUCAGGUAGCAAGAAUAGCCGUCAUGUGGUGCCUCUCACUACAUCUCUUUCAUCUCCUAGUCUGCUUAAUGCUGCUGUAGUUUUAUCCAGUUGCAGCAGUAGCGAGAGUGAGGAUGUGAGUGAACCUGAAGGGUAUAACGAUGACUGUGAGAACCAUAAUACAACUGUCGCGAACACAGAAGAAAAUUCCAAUGAUGAAAAUGAUGUUGAUGAUGAAACUAUGUCGGGAGAAAAUGAUGUGGAAUAUUCAUUAGCUGCUCAGCCAAUGCUAUUCAGAGAUCAAGACGCAAUAGCGGAUCAAAGUAUUGGGCGUGCUGGAAUGUCAAGAAACACACUAUCAGAGAGCCUUGAAGAUGAAAUCAUGCUUCUUCACCUGUUCGAAAUGCAAGAUCGAAAUAAUUCCAGCAUUUCAGAAUCAUCGCCUUGGACACCAUCAUGCUACAGUACAACUAGGUCUGAGUUCAUGAAUUCACAAGGGAAUUGUCAAGGACAACGCACUCUGCUAACUGGUAGUAGUGUUCUGGAUACACUGCAGUUGGACAUGGCACAGUUGGUACCUGGUCGAUCAGGUUCUCACCAUGAGGGAACACAGAGUUCAAGUGGACCAGUAGGUUUAGCCAGAAACCACUCUGGUUCAUCUCAUACAAAGACAGGAUCUGAUGCCCACCUCACGGCACCUGGAGGUAAAGUUUCGUUAGGAGCUUCCCGGAAUGUGCUUACUCCAAGGCAAACAAUGGCUCUACGUAGACAGGGUCAAGGACCUGUAGCCACUUCAACACCCAGUCACUUAAAGCAUUCACAGUCAGAUUGGAUUGAACUAAAUCCAGGCCGAGAAGAACGUCUGUGGGCAUUCAGUAACCUGCUGCAACAGUUACAUUUGUCACCAUUAAGUGAUGAAAGUGACACUUCACCCAACACUGCCAUUCUUGUUACCAGACUUGGGAAAAUCUCUGACACCUCUACAGAUAUGAACAGGGACCGCUCUCCGUCACCCCUUCAGCAACCUCCUUCCCAGGGUUCAUAUUCUCAAGUAAGCAGAGGUGAAAGGUCUUUAUUUAGUUGGACUCCACCACUUUUAUCCAGUGUGCAACAUGCACACAGAGAGACGGAUACAUCAAAACAAGAGCAUGACAUUGGAGUGGGAAACCAACCUGAAAAAGAAGAACUGAAGCAGAGAAAGGAAAACAGCUCAACGGAUGACAGAAGUAAGCCUUCGGGAUCGUCUUGAUUUAAUACACGGCGAAGCUGGUGGAUUGCUGUAUUAUCAUGUUUCAAUUGUAUAAUUAUUUUAUUAUUGUAUGGAUGUAGCAUAUCAGUCAGCACAGAAUCUCAAGUCUCCAUUGACAGCACAUAUGCAGAUAUAACAUACUGUUCUAAGAAAUUUGUAUUAUAUAUUAAAUCUACUGAUGACAUUUGCAUGAUUACUUUAUUGGUAAAUUUUUCAGUGCAGAAGUUUAGUUUUCAUUAAGUGAUUUCAGUCUUAAUUUAUAUUGUUUUCAUGUAAACAAAGCCAGAGGUACUCUAGUAUAAAGUUUGCAGUUCAUGAUUACAAAGGGACAGAAAAAUGAUGUACAGUACUAACAUUUCCUUAGGUUCAGAAAUUGCUGCAUGUUGGCUAAUUGACCCCAACUAUUUAGUGCUUUAGUUGUUAUAAUCAGGUACUUUGACUAAUAUCAGAUGUAACAGAUGAACCGCUGCCAUUAUAUUUUCUGCAAUAAAUUAUAAUGUAUGAUCCAUUAAUGACUUCAGUGAGGGAGCUGUAAAUUUAUUUUAUGUGAUAAUACAGUGAUGUGGGAACAUCCCACAUAUUAUCACGCAUUUCUGCAACGCUCGCACUCAGGCAACUAACUCUGCAACAUUAGUCAACACACUGCAGCUUCCGCCUCUCCACUCCAGUGCGGUCAUAGGAGUGAUGAGGCGGUAGCUACGCCAGACGCCCAGUGAGU
Messenger RNA from Cryptotermes secundus, 4086 nucleotides. Its product is annotated as E3 ubiquitin-protein ligase TRIM37. Gene Ontology annotation, molecular function: tumor necrosis factor receptor binding; zinc ion binding; ubiquitin protein ligase binding. The transcript has 18 exons. Gene Ontology annotation, cellular component: aggresome; peroxisome. Gene Ontology annotation, biological process: protein autoubiquitination; negative regulation of centriole replication. Bases 396 to 3368 code for a protein of 990 amino acids. Lineage: Eukaryota; Metazoa; Arthropoda; Insecta; Blattodea; Kalotermitidae. The record is from RefSeq and is a predicted model, not a curated record.